AAGCAAAGAUCUUAACCGACGCAAGGGUGUUAAUUCAUACAAAGCAAUUACCCUUCCCCGAAUGGGCUGAUGCCCCAUAUGUUUCGCUCCUAACCACCAUGGCUUUCAAUUGGCAAGAGUUCAACACCGUUUGGAGGGAUGCCAGUGACUUCAGUCUCGAACAGAAGGCCAUUGACAACAUUGUGAGACAUCGCAAGGAGUUUGGAGACGAGUUGUUCUUUGAUCGGAUAUGGAAAUCGAUAGGAUUGACCCAGCCCUCAAAAAAGACCUAUCCUCCCAGAUCCAACCAAGACCUUCGAUCACUAUGGACCAAAGUUGUCCAGUCUCCAGCCCCUGAUGAGCAGAAACUUGCUCUUCUAUACUAUAUCCUCCUCGACAGUCGGCAGACACUCAAGACGAGUCCAGCAGACACAUUUAUCCGCAAAACACAUCUCCCUCAGAAAUACGAACUCCUCAUUCUAGGACUAUGGGAAUUAGAUCAUGCUCAAUUUGCCCGAGCCCUCGAACACCUCACCGACCCUACGUUGACCCUCCCGUUUGCCGACCAAAUCCUCGUCGCCCUUUUGAAACACCCCAAAUCCGACCCAUCAUUAGCCACUGCAUUCUACAUCUGUGUCUCUCCGCCCUUGGAAGACCCCAAAGCCUUGGAUGCAUACUCCGAUCUUUUAUCGUCUAAAGACCCCAUCCAGGCUGUCUAUUUAGCCCGCAGGCAGGACCAAACAAAUCACAAGAGACUGUUGGACAAACUCGUGGUCAAGAUUCUUCAGGAAAAGACCCCCAAUCGUCGAGCAGAGCAGGCCACAUUACUAGUGGGAAUGGCCUUGACCAAGCAGGAAGAAGAAUGGCUAGAGCAAUGUCUACUGUCUGGCCCCGCCUCCAAACUUCCUGGUGCGAGCGAUACCGUGUUGGUACGCCGGAUAGCUACUGGUAAGCUAUCCGCAGAGGACGGGGAAGCAAUUGGCCGAUUAAAGGGUGAGAAGAUUGACGGGGUUAAUUGGGAGAAUGUGCGGCAAUCCAUUCAGGAUGCCGUUCCAACGUGACCAUCAGCCUGUGUCAGAUAAUUAAGUCUACGGCCACAUUAUGUCUCCAUGGUGCUCAAUCAUAGAAUGAGAUGUGAGACCGUUGCAAGCAUGCAACUCGCAGGACGCCACUGAGCGGUAACUACUGUACUUUAGAGGGAUGGCAAAAAUAUCAUUAGGCCAUAUAACUUUCGAGUGGGCUACUGAAACCUGACUUAUUGGACAGAGGUGAUAGUAUAUCAAUC
Messenger RNA from Exophiala mesophila, 1264 nucleotides. RefSeq lists its product as uncharacterized. The transcript has 2 exons. NCBI's taxonomy places the organism in Eukaryota, Fungi, Ascomycota, Eurotiomycetes, Chaetothyriales, Herpotrichiellaceae. The coding region runs from base 99 to 1040 and encodes 313 amino acids. The record is from RefSeq and is a predicted model, not a curated record.